Varanus komodoensis (Komodo dragon) is the source of this 2170-nucleotide messenger RNA. It is a transcript of the gene IQCK, whose product is annotated as IQ motif containing K. The record is from RefSeq and is a predicted model, not a curated record. Bases 1 to 861 code for a protein of 286 amino acids. Lineage: Eukaryota; Metazoa; Chordata; Lepidosauria; Squamata; Varanidae. The transcript has 9 exons.
AUGGCGGCGGCGGCGGCGGCGGGCACUGAGGCGCUCAACCUCUGGGACCAGAUUUGCGCAGAAUUUGAAGCAGAGCAACCGCUUCAUCCUGACCAAGAUGAAUGGAAACAGAAGCCUCUGCUGGAUAAGAAAGAGGAGCCUGCACUUACCCUUCAGGUUUCUCUGACUACUGACACGACACCUCCUUUGAAUGGGGAUCGGAGCAAAUCAGCCAGUACUGAUGAAUUGGUUCUUCAAAAAACCCCUUCUCUCCUUUCCCUGCCACUGGCUCCUGAGCUACCUGAUCUGAAAACAUGUUCUCCAAGGGAGUUCUUAGAAAGCUACAUCUUUCCAGAGCUUCUACCAGGGAUGGUGGAACUGUUACAUCAGGCUAAGAAGGAAAAAUGUUUUGAGAGAAAAAGAACAAGAUUCAUUGCCCUUGAUUUCCUCACUGAAUGGUUAUACAACCACAACCCAAAGAGGAAAGAUGAACCUUUUGUAGAGUUCUUCGAGAUCCCUUUUGUGAAGGAUUGGCUAAAGGAGCAUCCUAGGCCACCGAUCGCACUCUCUCUCAUUCUAACAGAGGAAGAAGCAGGCAACAUAAUUCAAUCAUUCUGGAGAGGCUAUCGGGUCCGCUGUGAGCCUGAAGUUCAAGAGCUACGCCAGUGGCAAAAACACCUGCGGGAGACCAAGAACAUUAAAAAACGGGUGCAGGAAUUCUGGGCCAAACAAGAAAAGAAAGUGGGUACCAAACUAGAAGACUCUGUGCAGCCCACCCCAAAUCGCUCAACAGUUUCGGUUGUGGAAAUUUCACAGAGGACAAAGGUGGAGGAGGAAGAGCAGCCACUUGAUCCAGCCACUGUGGCAGAGAAUCCCCCAUAGGGAUGUGCUGUUUUGUCCAGCAACCCCACUUUCUUCGGACUGGUUCCAUAGCUCCUGCCCUCUCCUGAUGGUUUAUGGAGCACAACUCCAGUGAAGCCAGUUCUACAUAUGAAAAUGAGAGUUAGACCAGGAAUGGGGAACUUGGGUCCCUCCCAGUGUUAUUGGGCUGCAGCUCCUUCGACACUGGCUGGACUGGGUAGAUGGGAACAGGGCUGAGCUGGAGCCAGAGGGCCAAGUGUUCCCCAAGGCGAUUUGGAAACUCUCUGCAAACCAUCUUCCCCAAAGCUGGUGGCUUCCUGAUGCAUGGGAUCGCUUCUCCCAGCGUGCCCCAGUCAGCUGCAGCUGACACCUCUGGAGGGCACCAAGUUGGGGAAGGCAGCUCCUCUGGGGGCUGCAAGGCAGACCACUGUGCCUGGCAGCCUGGAGGCUCCGUUCACAGUUCCCCCCUAGGCUGUGUGGCCCUUCGGUUCAACCUGGCCCCGGUCGCCCCCACUCCCCUGUGCAGUCCAAGUGCGUCACAUUAAAAAUACUCUGGGGGCAAGAGCAGGCAGUGAAUUGGGCAGGGGAAAAAGGUCACCUGCCACGGAGGCACUAAUUGGCCUGAUGGUGUUUCAAAAAAGAUGCGAAGACAGUUCAGGGAAAUCGGGCCCAGCCAAACGGUCUUUUCUGCAAGCAAACAAAGAAAAACAGCUGCACAGGAGUGGUGCUCCGCAGCCUUCUCUGGAAUGGGCUACCUGAGUGCGAAAACCCCUGAAGUGAAAUGGUCGGCUGUUGUCAGGAAGAUCACUCUGACAUUUGCUGCCACUUUAAUCUUGAUGGUCCCUGCUGUUAAUCCAUAAAAUUACACAGGAGUCAAAGAAAUUGCUCUGUCAAAACCAUUUGCCACAUAUUUAAAUAGAGUCAUUAGAAGCAGCAUUCAUAGUUUGUGGCUGACCUUUCGAACCACCUCCUCUGUUGUUGGGUUGUAAAGGAGAAUGCCCAGAUUUGAAACAUGUUGAAAAUGUCCCAUGGUUCUCCUAUGCCCCCUCCCCUGAAUCCAGUCCACCCCACCCUCACCUUGGCAGGAGCAGCUGGUGCAACCGGGGGGCCACAGCUGUGAGCCACAGAACACCCCAGCAGCUGUGCUUGGUGAGCUGGGCCCUGUCUCAUCCCCACAUGUUCAAAGCACACCUGGACCAUGCAUUCCCAACCAAAAUCAAAAUGACCACCACGUUGUAAGUAAAUAGUAAAGCCUUUAUUUUAUUUUUGUUUUGUUAAGAACAGGAUUUUGAAAAUAAAAUGUAUUUUUGCCCAUGCUUUACAACUUGGU